Molecule: messenger RNA, 864 nt
Organism: Arachis ipaensis
Lineage: Eukaryota; Viridiplantae; Streptophyta; Magnoliopsida; Fabales; Fabaceae
Product: protein FAR1-RELATED SEQUENCE 5-like
Source: RefSeq, a predicted model, not a curated record
AUGAUAUAUGGCCGGGAUGGCUGGAGAUACUUGUUGGUUGGCUUCUUAAAGAAGGAUGCCUAUAAUCACAUUGAUAAAAGAAGUCAUGUAACGAUUGCGGAAGGCAAUACAGACGCUGCGCUUGCAUAUUUAGAAGGUAAGACAGAAUCGGAUCCGAUGGCCAUGGCACGCCGAGUCGAUUACCAGUACUUCGGGGAUGUCCUUGCAUUCGAUGCGACAUACAAGAAGAACAAGUAUAGGCGGCCAUUGGUAAUCUUCUCAGGGGCCAACAACCACAAGCAGACCACCAUUUUCGGUUUUUGUUUACUAAUGGAUGAGACAUUUGAUUCGUAUAAGUGGAUAUUGCAGAACAUGGAGGUGAUGUGCAUGAAGGAGCCAUCAGUGGUUGUUACAGAUGGGCAUGAGGCGAUGCGUAAAGCCAUAACUUUAGUAUUCCCGAAGGCAACCUACCGCCUAUGUGCAUGGCAUUUUCAGAAAAAUAUUAUGGCCAACGUGAAGGAGCCGUCACUCCGAUUACGAUUUAAUCGAUGGUUAUAUGCGGACAUCGACAUUCGUGAAUUCCUGACUGAGUGGGACCUAGCGAUUGAAGAGUUCAAACUUCAAGAUAGCCUAUGGGCGAGGCAGGUGUUCGAUAAGAAGGAAAUGUGGGUGAAUGCAUAUUUGAGGAAUAAAUUUUGCGCCGAGUUUAGGACCACAUCUCAAUGCGAAGGUAUAAACGCUGUAGUCAAGAAUUUCCUUCAAUUGAAGCGUACUAUUCUUGAACUUGUGCAGAACCUGAAGCUAAUGGUACGUGAUUAUCGGAAUAACGAGCUUCUAGCCCAGUUCCAAAAGAAGUCUUUGCUAACAGCCACCCAUACACAAUAA